UCAUUGAAAUGUGGAGAGAUUCUCAAUUCCAGAUUCACGAAUCACGGAUAUCAUCACCUCCUCCCAACCAACAACACCCUGUCUUUUUACUGGUUUCAAGUUUUAUGCACAGUUAAUUGCUGCCUAAUACGACAAAAUACUGUUUUUAGACACUUCAGAGAUCCCCAUCGUUGAUCUUCUUAUCAACGGUUCUAAAUGACUCACUGUGGGCCAUCCUCGUACGCAAUAUAUAUAUAUGUGAAAGGUAAACCUCCCUCUGUACACUCUGCUGUUGACGCUUCUUCUUCCAUCAGAACAAGUCAAGAUAUGGCUGGUGCUCCGCCUCCAAACCCAGUCCCGGUGGCAUACCAAGGCGGCUCCGCCUCGGUCCCGGACUGGUUAAACAAAGGAGACAACGCAUGGCAAAUGAUCGCCGCCACGCUCGUGGGCCUCCAAAGCGUUCCGGGCCUGGUAAUCCUGUACGGAAGCAUAGUCAAGAAGAAAUGGGCCGUGAACUCUGCAUUCAUGGCUCUAUACGCUUUCGCUGCCGUCGUCAUAUGCUGGGUCACGUGGGCCUACAGGAUGUCGUUUGGGGACAAGCUCCUGCCUUUUUGGGGGAAAGCGGGGCCGGCUCUUGGACAGAAGUUUUUGAUCAAACAGGCCGCGCUUCCUGCUUCGACGCAUUAUUAUAAAAACGGGGCGGUUGAAACGGCAGAGAUCUUACCGUUUUAUCCGAUGGCUUCCAUGGUGUGGUUUCAGUGUGUGUUUGCGGCGAUUACUUUGAUAAUUUUAGCCGGAUCAGUGCUUGGGAGGAUGAAUAUAAAGGCUUGGAUGGCUUUUGUGCCACUUUGGUUAACUUUUUCUUACACUGUUGGGGCCUUUAGUUUGUGGGGUGGUGGGUUCUUGUUUCAUUGGGGUGUCAUGGACUAUUCUGGUGGCUAUGUCAUUCAUCUCUCUUCAGGGAUUGCUGGCCUCACUACUGCUUAUUGGGUGGGUCCAAGAUCAACUAAGGACAGAGAAAGAUUUCCACCAAACAAUGUAUUACUGAUGUUGGCAGGGGCAGGAUUGUUGUGGAUGGGAUGGGCUGGAUUCAACGGUGGAGAUCCAUACACUGCCAACAUUGACUCUUCAAUGGCUGUCCUUAAUACUAAUAUCUGCGCAGCAACAAGUCUUCUUGUUUGGACUUGGCUUGAUGUCAUUUUCUUCCAUAAACCCUCUGUUAUUGGAGCUGUUCAGGGCAUGAUAACUGGCCUUGUUUGCAUCACUCCUGGUGCAGGUCUUGUUCAAGGGUGGGCUGCUAUACUGAUGGGGAUUUUGUCAGGCAGUGUACCAUGGUUCACCAUGAUGGUUGUACACAAAAGAUGGAUACUUAUGCAGAAAAUUGAUGACACGCUCGGAGUUUUCCAUACCCAUGCUGUGGCCGGCCUUCUUGGAGGAUUCUUAACCGGUCUGUUCGCGGAGCCAGAGCUAUGCGCGCUGUUCUUGCCAGUCACAAACUCAAGAGGAGGUUUCUACGGGGGCUCCGGAGGCAUACAAGUCUUGAAACAAUUAGCCGGUGCCGCAUUCAUCAUUGGAUGGAAUGUUGUUGUGACUUCCAUAAUCUGUGUUGUGAUAAACUUUGUGAUUCCAUUGAGAAUGUCUGAGGAGCAUUUGUUGAUUGGAGAUGAUGCUGUUCAUGGAGAAGAGGCGUAUGCUUUGUGGGGUGAUGGAGAGAAGUAUGAUGAAACAAAGCAUGGCUUGCACUCGGAUGAUUUCACUACACAUCCACAACCUUCAACUGGGGCUACACAGGUGGUCUGAAUUCAGGGGGACUGAACUGGGUUGUUCAUAUUUGUAAGAAAGUUUAAUUUCUUGUUCUUGUUGCACCAGUUGUUAAAUGAUCAUUGUUGUUGAAGAAAUUUGGUUUGAACCAUCAAUACCUCUGUCUCUAUGCUUACAAAUUACUUGUAUGUUCAUUUUUUUGGUGACUGAGAAGGUGGUCCAACGGUUACUUUGUGA
Molecule: messenger RNA, 1977 nt
Organism: Tripterygium wilfordii
Lineage: Eukaryota; Viridiplantae; Streptophyta; Magnoliopsida; Celastrales; Celastraceae
Product: ammonium transporter 3 member 1-like
Exons: 3
Coding region: 196-1779 (527 amino acids)
Biological process (GO): ammonium transmembrane transport
Cellular component (GO): plasma membrane
Molecular function (GO): ammonium channel activity
Source: RefSeq, a predicted model, not a curated record